GUGGAGGCCGGAGCCUGGGACACCGCUUGGGGGGAGAGGAGCGGAGUCGGCCCGAGCCCCCGCCCCGCAGAACGCCGCCGCCCCGGAGCCACGUUGGAGGCCCUUCCCCACCAAGUGCCUCUCCUCGAAGCACCGGCCCCUGCCUCACGCUCCCAGGGACCACGACAGCCAGCCGCACAGGCCAUGGCGGGUCGGGGAGGCACAGCUCGCCCCAACGGACCGGCCACGGGGAACAAGAUCUGCCAGUUCAAGCUCGUCCUACUGGGGGAGUCAGCGGUGGGCAAGUCCAGCCUUGUGCUCCGCUUUGUCAAGGGCCAGUUCCACGAGUACCAGGAGAGCACCAUCGGAGCGGCCUUCCUCACACAGACGGUCUGCCUGGACGACACGACGGUUAAGUUUGAGAUCUGGGACACAGCUGGCCAGGAGCGGUACCACAGCCUGGCACCCAUGUACUACCGGGGCGCCCAAGCAGCCAUCGUGGUCUACGACAUCACCAACACGGACACCUUCGCGCGGGCCAAGAACUGGGUGAAGGAGCUGCAGCGGCAGGCGAGCCCCAACAUCGUCAUUGCCCUGGCAGGGAACAAGGCCGACCUGGCCAGCAAGCGGGCUGUGGAGUUCCAGGAAGCACAAGCCUAUGCCGAGGACAACAGCCUGCUGUUCAUGGAGACAUCUGCCAAGACCGCCAUGAACGUGAACGAGAUUUUCAUGGCUAUCGCAAAAAAGCUGCCUAAGAAUGAGCCCCAGAACGCAGCAGGCGCGCCGGGCCGGAGCCGAGGCGUGGACCUGCAGGAGAGCAGCCCAGCCAGCCGGGGCCAGUGCUGCAGCAACUGAGCCCCCGCCAGCACCAGACCCCAGCCACGACCACCAGAGUCCACGCUGGCCAGCCGCACCUAACGCCGCCUUGGGCUGCGGGGCUGGAGGCUCGUGGUUUCUCUGUCUGACUCUGACCCUGGGCUGGGGAAUUGUUCCACCUGCACCUUCUGUACAAAUACUAAUUCGAUUUUAAGUCUUAAGUCACUUUUUUAAUAUAUAUGGUCUCUGCUCUUCCCACUGCCCCUUCCUGCUGCUCUGCUGCUGGUCCUUUGCAGGAAUAGCCCAUGCUCCUGUGCCCGCCUCGUCCACGGACAGCGGGAACAGCGACACCUCUGUAUCUUCUUGCUGGAAGGCAGAUUCGGAGCACCCAGGCCUCACUUUGUCAGGAGUGGCCCUACCCAGGACAGUGGGCCAGCCCUGGGCCGUGGAAGGGAUCCAGCCCCUGGGCCCGGCCAGCUGGGGGCAGGAGGGGACCACGGCAUUACUGCAGUGUCCUUGUGACAGCCACACCCAUGGCCCAGACGUCCCCCUCGGUCACUCUGGCCUCUGCUCUGAGCUCUGUUCUGACCAAAUCACGAUGAGUAUUGGGGGUAGGGGACACAGCAGGGAUGGAACCAACUUUUCUGUGUUUUGUAUUGUAUGUUUCUUCACAUGUAACCAAUCAGUAUCUUGUCAAUAUAGUCAGCCGGUCCAUGGACCUCA
Octodon degus (degu) is the source of this 1518-nucleotide messenger RNA. RefSeq names its product RAB5C, member RAS oncogene family (gene Rab5c). NCBI's taxonomy places the organism in Eukaryota, Metazoa, Chordata, Mammalia, Rodentia, Octodontidae. The transcript is spliced from 6 exons. Gene Ontology annotation, molecular function: GTPase activity; GTP binding. The coding region runs from base 184 to 834 and encodes 216 amino acids. The record is from RefSeq and is a predicted model, not a curated record.